CACGACUCUCCUCGUUCCUCCUCCCUUCCCCGUCUCCAUCCACUCUCUCCUCAACCACCGUCCAUUGACUCGGUCCAGCACCUCCGCUCCGAAAUGUCCUCCCUGUCCAUCUUCCGCAUCGCGACGCGCGCCGUCCGCCCUGCCAGCUUCGUCCGAGCUCCGAUCGUCCGUUCUCGGGUGCAGACCCCAGUCACUCUGGCUGCUGCCCGCACCGCCAACUUCGGUACCACCCGUAUGCUCCGCUCUGGCCACGAGGAUGAGACCUACGAGGAGUUCUCUGCCCGUUUCGAGAAGGAAUUCGACGGUGUCCAGGAUGUUUUCGAGCUCCAGCGCAACCUGAACAACUGCUUCGCCUACGAUCUCGUCCCCUCCGUUGAGGUCCUCAGCGCUGCCCUGAAGGCUGCCCGCCGUGUCAACGACUUCCCCACUGCCGUCCGAGUCUUCGAGGGCAUCAAGGCCAAGGUCGAGAGCCCCGACCAGUACAAGCAAUACCUCGAGCAGCUCGAGGGUCUGCGCCAGGAGCUGGGCGUUGCUCUCCGGGAAGAGCUGUACCCCCAGGAGGAGUAAAUUAGCGUCGCUCAUGUUGUUCUACCCCCCCCCCUCAUUUCCACCUCACGUCAAUUUUCUCUCUCUCCUUCAGUUGUUUACCCACCACCCAAUUCUCAUGUCAGAGACCGAUCGGUCCAUCGCACAGUUUCCUGCUUUGGCCAGGGUGCUCGGAUCGGGUAGAAGAGAAAGCUGUAUACAUAUUUUAGAGAUCUCCUGUGUUGUUAGUGUUGCUGUUGUUUGGAAAAGUAUGGCGUAUUUCCACAUAACGACUCAUCUUGGACAUGCAGUCUCUUCACCCAGUCUUCUUUUUAAGGGUUGCGGUGAAUAGAUAAAGAAAGUAUGUCUUUUCAAUAUCCGUUCUGUAUUUUCUAUGUUUGAGCGAAUAGCUGUCUUCAUAAGAUAUCAUAUAAGAGAAACCCGCAGGUUCUAGCGAGAACAAGACAGAGAAAAGAUCGAAAGGUUGAAAUAAGACGUUUAAAACAAACCAACAAUUUUGGCCAUGUGCAAUGAAAUAUAAGUACAGAGAAGACCAGAUCCGCCAAAGCUCAUUCCACCGGAGACAAACCUCCGCGGCCAAGAACGUAUUUUGUCAAAAUCGGAGUGAGAAGGAAGAAAAAACAAAAGGAGACCAGAGGAAUAUCAUCAAUAGAAAAGGUGAUGCAAAAUAUGGGUCGAGGUUUUUCAUGAAAUGGCAGCUCCCUUGGGGAAAUAGAUACGCUGCCACGGGUCUAUCCAUUUAGUGCGUGCCGACGUACUUGAAGUACGUCGGGCGACAGUCCUCCUUGGCGAGGAAGUCUGCGCCAGAGUAGAAUUGACCGGGCGUGCAGCCGGAACACUUGGGCGAGUUGGGGCAGUUAUAGUAAGGGAUGUGGUUGUAUCCGAUGUCGCGGAACCUAGAUGAGAAAUGUUAGUAGGGAAAGCUAAUAGGCUCGGGAGAAAGGAGAAAGAACUUACCAGUGCACGUUCGAGGCGUCGGCAAACAGACCGACACCCAACGAGUGAACCGGCGCAUCGCCCCAGCGCUCGUAGAAGAAACCACCGGCACGAUCCAGGUGCUGGAAGUAGGACUCGUACUUGUCACCACGGAAGAAGUCCAGGUCACCAAUCUCAAAGUUGGACCAGAAGUGGCAGGUGGAGUAGCCAUUUGCACCCUGGGUAUGCUCGGGACGGGCCUGGUCGUCCGUAAUCCACUCCCACAUGUUGUUCUCACUCAGAUACGAAGGGUUCGCUGCCAGGAACUUGCGAGUCUCGGGCCAGAGGGUCUUGAUGGUCUGCGGGGCAUCGUACAGAUUGAUGGUAAAACCGUAGGUCUUGUUGUUGUCCUCCAUGUAGCGGAAGACGUCAUAGUCGACGUUGCAGAAGAAUUGGACCUUGGGCUCGAUGCGCCAGUAGUAGCGGUACUUCUCGAGGGCCGGGUGCUUGUAGAACAUGCCGCUGUUCCAGCGGCACAUCUGGUGGUAAGAAAGCUUGGAGGCGUACUGGAUGUUCUCCUCCUCUAGGAUCUUGGCGGAUUCGCGGAAGAGAUCCUCGCUGAUCCAGCUGGGCAUAUCCCAGUGUUCCUUGGGAACCAACUC
Messenger RNA from Penicillium brasilianum, 2123 nucleotides. Lineage: Eukaryota; Fungi; Ascomycota; Eurotiomycetes; Eurotiales; Aspergillaceae. The record is from the annotation of a GenBank genome assembly.